AUGUUAUGGGCUUAUCGUACUUCUAAGCGGAACCCUACGGCCACCACCCCCUAUGCGUUAAUGUUCGGCCACGACGCGGUUCUCCCUUUGGAGAUCAAUGUUCAAUCUCUGCGCGUCCAGGAUCAACAGCAUUUGAUUGGUGAAGAUUAUGUCCAGACUAUGUGGCAAGAGCAUGAAGACCUUAGCGAGAAGCGCUUAGAGGCUUUGGACACCUUGGUCAUGGAAAAGCAGCGGAUCGCUCGCGCCUACAAUAAGAGGACGCGUGGUCGCAGUUACAAGGAGGGUGAGCUUGUUUGGAAAGCAGUCCUGCCGUUUGGCGAAAAGUUGACUGGCCGCGGUAAAUGGACUCCUCGUUGGGAAGGACCUUUUGUUAUUCACCGAAUUCUGGAAUGCAGGGUUUUCACCUCAGACGGCGACCUCCACCGCAAUCCCAUUAACGGCAGGUUCCUCAAGAAGUAUUACCCCAGUGUUUGGGAAUUUGAAGACCCACCGGACCCAGCUGUUCCUGAGAUUAGGGGGCAAUCCUAG
This is a messenger RNA of Rosa chinensis, 528 nucleotides long. RefSeq lists its product as uncharacterized. The transcript has a single exon. Lineage: Eukaryota; Viridiplantae; Streptophyta; Magnoliopsida; Rosales; Rosaceae. Bases 1 to 528 code for a protein of 175 amino acids. The record is from RefSeq and is a predicted model, not a curated record.